Molecule: messenger RNA, 2962 nt
Organism: Megalopta genalis
Lineage: Eukaryota; Metazoa; Arthropoda; Insecta; Hymenoptera; Halictidae
Source: RefSeq, a predicted model, not a curated record
UAUCCUCAAAGAAUAGACUAAACAGAGUUUAAAAGCCUCUUGUUAAAAAAUCAAUCUCUAUCAAACUGAUAAGGAUACAAACGUAUUAAUAUAAAAUAAGACAUUAUAGAAAUCUAUUUUUUCUAUUAAGUAAUAUCAAUUUAUCAUAACAUCAACAAUGUUUACCUUACUUUAUCAAAUGUGUGCAAUCGCUUUCACAACAUGCGUUAUAUAUGUGUAUGUAUCUUUAUCUAGAUUUUUAAUUAUUUGUGUAUGAUUAAGUUCGCGAUCGUGAGAUAUAGAAGAGUUGGAUAAUUUUCGUCGUAUGUGCUACAUGUGCUUAGAUAAUUUGUUGAAUAAGUUGAAUAGGUAUAUAUAUUAAUAAAUGAUUAUAUCGUACUACGCAUAUGUAAAUCUUUAUUUAUUCGUAUUAUCUGUCAAUCAAACAGCGAGACAUCAACAUUAUUUGAUCUGACAAGGAAAAUAACAGUUUUAUCUAAAACACUAAAAGUAUCGUUUGUUUUGUUUUACUAAAUAUUUAAUGAUUACGAAUUGAAGACAUAUUUUUAUUAACAAUGAUUAAAGUUCAAGGUUAGGUAGACAGUAAAAAUAUUGAAGAAGAAAGCAGAAAGAAAGCUUUCGAAGAGUUUAAAAAAUAUAUUAUAUAGGUGGGAAAACAAAUUGCUAUUGAUAACCAGAGAACAUAUUAUAAAUCUGUCAUUAUAGGCAAUGAAAAUAUACAAUUGAAUGAUUAUGUACUUGUUGAGCCGAAAAAUCCGGUGAUUCCGCUUCAUGUUGCUAAAAUAAUUUACAUGUAGAAAAAUAGAAAUGAUAUAUAGCAGCUCAUCAAGGUAAUUUGUUUCCACUAAUUGACAGAAAUAUACGAAAUAAUAAAUAAGGUUAAAUUAUCUAUCACAUUUAAAGAAAUGCAUCUUAGCAAAUACGGUCCAUUUAAUUCAAGUUUUAAUUCAUCAUUUUGCAUCAAUUUUAAAUAAAAUAAAAUUUUGAUAUGCAAUAUGUACUUAUGACUUUUGUAAAAUCAUAAUCUUUACUUUCACUUUUUGAUGUUAUGUAUAUGAUGAAUACUAUACGUAUUCCUAACUACGGAACUACGGAUGUAACAGGUGUUGCGUGUACUGUAUACAAUACAUUAUACAUACACAUUAAAGAUUUUACUUAAAUUUUAGUAACAAAACAAUAAUACGAUAAUAAAAAGAUGGAAUUUUCACAAUUGGAAUCCAUAUUUAAUGAAAACUAUAAUAAAAAAUAUAGCAAUUACAUACAAUAUGGUACUGCCGGUUUUCGAACAACUGCUCAUCUUCUAGAACAUGUUCUCUAUAGGAUGGGAAUUUUAGCUGUUUUAAGAUCUAAAAUGAAGAAUGCUGCAAUUGGUUUAAUGAUUACUGCAAGCCAUAACAUUGGAUCAGAUAAUGGUGUAAAACUUGUAGAUCCAGCUGGUGAAAUGUUAGAAGCUUCUUGGGAACUUAUUGCUACUAAUUUAGCUAAUGUAGAAGAUUCAAAGCUUGUUUCUAAUGUGGAACAAAUUAUAAGAGAGCAAAAUAUUAAUAUGUCUGCAACAGCAACAGUAAUAGUUGGUAGAGAUACCAGGGAAAGUGGUCCAGUGUUAUUCAAUGCUGCUAUUGCAGGAAUUCAAGCCUUAAAUGGAACAAUAAAAGACUUUGGAGUAAUUACAACUCCUCAAUUACAUUACCUUGUUGUUUGCACAAAUAACAAUAAGUAUGGCAAUGCUACAUUACAUGGCUAUUAUGAAAAAAUAUCAAAAUCAUUUAAGCAUAUUAGACAAGAUAAAAUGAAUAAUGGUCACUAUGUAGCAGAAUUAUCGUUAGAUGCUGCUAAUGGCGUUGGUGCAAUGGCUGGAAAAAAGUUUCAAGAAUAUUUAGGAACAUCACUAAUAAUUAAUUUAUAUAAUGAUGGAAAUGGAGAAUUGAACCAUAUGUGUGGAGCUGAUUAUAUUAAAGUGAAACAAGUACCACCUACAAAUUUUAGUGUCGAAACUAAUGUUAGAUGUGUGUCUAUAGACGGUGAUGCAGAUAGAGUAAUAUAUUUUUAUGUCGACGAAAACAAUAAAUUCCAUCUUUUAGAUGGUGACAGAAUAGCCACACUUAUUGCUGGAUAUUUCAAAGAACUCUUACAAGAGUUAAACUCUUUCAUAGAUCUUUUUCAUUUGGGAUUGGUACAGACAGCUUAUGCUAAUGGUGGUUCUACCAAUUACAUUUCAAAUAUACUGCAAAUUCCAGUAGUAUGUGCACCAACUGGUGUGAAACAUCUUCACAACGAAGCCUUAAAAUUUGAAAUAGGUGUAUAUUUUGAAGCUAAUGGACAUGGAACUGUUUUGUUUAAGGACAUUGUCAUUGAAACUCUUAAAAAUGCUACUACAAAUCCUAACCUAACUGCUUCACAAACAGCAGCUGCUUCUACAUUAUUAAAUAUAAUUGAUGUAAUAAAUCAAUCAGUUGGUGAUGCCUUUAGUGAUAUGUUAUUAGUGGAAACAAUUUUGCAUGCGAAAGGUUGGAGUAUAAUAGAUUGGGAAAAAAGUUAUAAAGAUUUACCAAACAAACAAUUAUUGAUAAAAGUCAAUGACAAAAAUGUUAUAACUACAACUGAUGCUGAAAGGCGAUGUGUAUCACCUAAAGGAUUACAAGAUGAAAUUGAUCGUGUAGUAUUGCAGUAUAGCAAAGGUCGAUCCUUUGUAAGACCAUCAGGAACUGAAAAUGUGGUGCGAGUAUAUGCAGAAUGUGAAGAUCCAAAUGAUCUUAAUAAAUUUAUUACAGCUGUAGCAUUAUUGGUGCACAGACAUGCAGGCGGAGUUGGACCGGAACCUCAGCUUUCGUAACAAACAUUUCUAUGUUUUCUAAAUUUAUACUAAAACUUAAACAUUAUGUUUCUAAAAGAAUGCAGAUUAUCUUCAAAUAAGAUAAUUGUAAUACGUGCAAUUAUAAUUUUAGAUUUAUAUACAAAUUAA